Messenger RNA from Oryzias latipes (Japanese medaka), 1997 nucleotides. RefSeq names its product alpha-L-fucosidase 1. Gene Ontology annotation, biological process: fucose metabolic process; glycoside catabolic process. The record is from RefSeq and is a predicted model, not a curated record. Lineage: Eukaryota; Metazoa; Chordata; Actinopteri; Beloniformes; Adrianichthyidae. Gene Ontology annotation, cellular component: lysosome. Gene Ontology annotation, molecular function: alpha-L-fucosidase activity.
GUCUUGUGUCACGUGACCAUUCACGUGAUCAGGAAGUAAGUUUCACAACAAACCACGAAACGUCAAGUCGAUAUUUUCUUGUUUUUGUUUAUUUAGGCUCAAUUUGGUUGUAAGUUGUUGGAUGUAUUAGUUUAUUCAGAGAGUUUCAGAGGUUAACCGCUAACAAGUUAACCACCCCCCAGAAAUGAAAACUGUUUUUGUUUUGCUCGUCGCCGUUGUUUCUCACUCGGCGGCGCGAUACUCCCCGGAUUGGAAAAGUCUGGACGGUAGGCCGCUGCCCCCAUGGUACGACGAAGCCAAGCUGGGCAUUUUUAUUCACUGGGGGGUAUUUUCGGUCCCCGCGUUUCAGAGCGAGUGGUUCUGGUGGCACUGGCAGGGCCAGCAGCCUCCCGACCCAAAGUGCGUCAGCUUCAUGACCGACAACUACCCGCCUGGGUUCAGCUACCCGGAGUUUGCGCGUCACUUCCACGCGGAGUUCUUCAGUCCUGGGGAGUGGGCGGACAUAUUCAAGGCCUCCGGAGCAAAGUACGUCGUCCUCACUGCCAAACAUCAUGAAGGAUUUACAAACUGGAAGUCUGUGAACUCCUGGAACUGGAACUCUGUUGAUUCCGGUCCUCACAGGGAUUUAGUGGGAGAGCUGGGAGAGGCCGUGCGCAACAGGUCCCUGCACUAUGGACUCUACAACUCCUUAUAUGAGUGGUUCCACCCCCUGUACCUGAACGACAAGAAGAAUGGCUUCAGGACGCAGGACUUUGUGAAGCAGAAGUUGCUUCCAGAGCUCUACAAUAUGGUUGUCAGGUAUCGACCGGAGCUGAUCUGGUCCGAUGGAGACUGGGAGGCGCCAGACAGCUACUGGAACUCCGCCGAGUUCCUGGCCUGGCUCUACAAUGACAGCCCUGUAAAAGACACCGUGGUGACCAAUGACCGGUGGGGGGCUGGCUGUGCCUGCAAACACGGCGGCUAUUACAACUGCCAAGACAAGUACUCCCCAGGCCAGCUGCCAGAGCACAAGUGGGAGAAAUGCACGUCUGUGGACACUCUGUCCUGGGGUUACAGACGGAAUAUGAGGAUCAUGGAACUCAUGGACCUGCCCACCAUUAUUGAGGAUCUGGUCAGCACAGUUGCUCUUGGGGGCAACUACCUUCUCAAUGUGGGUCCCACGGCUGAUGGAAUGAUCCCUGCCGUGUUUGAGGAGAGGCUUCGGGGCGUUGGAGCCUGGCUCCAGGUCAACGGAGAGGCCAUCUACGCCUCCAAACCCUGGAGGGUCCAGAUGGAGAACACCACUGUCCCAGUCUGGUACACCUCUAAAGGAUCCUCCAUCUACGCCAUUGUGACUGCAGCCCCGCCUACCACGACACUGAAUCUUUUGACGCCUAAAACCUCAGCAGCCACUGAAGUGAUCCUGCUGGGGAGUCCUUCAUCGUUACCCUGGGCCCCUCUUUACCCCAACGCCGGCCUGGCUGUCCUCCUCCCGGAGCUCCCCUGCGUUCCAGGUGGCGCUUGGACUCUUAGGCUGGAUGGUGUCUCAUGAGCGUUCAAACGCCUGCAAAGAUGGCGGCUCAAAACUCAGGUUAUUGGCAUUGAUUUGGAGGAGACAGUCGUAGUCUUUGUCUAAAGGGAGAACAGGUUUGCCUUGAAGAAUGAAGCACUGCUGCUCAGCAACUCGUUGAUUGGAAUCGGCUUUUGUUCUGAGGAUUGUGAUUUAAAUCCAGUUUAUGAGCUUUUAUUGUUUCAUCACUGUUGCUGUUUUCUACCUCUGAGGUCCUUUGAUGUCUGAAGAAUGAAACUGAAACUUCUUCACAUCAACUUGUUUUAGACCAAAGUAAAUGAAUGACGUAUCUUCUGCAUCUUACCAGGAGACUUUAAAGUUUCUGCUCCCUGUGAAUGACUAACGGUUGGGUUGAAUUCUUGCAGACAAAGUGGAUUUUUUUCUAUAAAUCUAUCAACACGCUGUACAAAUAUAGUCAGUCAGCACAAUAAAGAAGUUCUGCAAAGAC